Molecule: messenger RNA, 1698 nt
Organism: Thecamonas trahens ATCC 50062
Lineage: Eukaryota; Apusomonadida; Apusomonadidae
Product: beta-hexosaminidase subunit A1
Exons: 2
Coding region: 13-1680 (555 amino acids)
Biological process (GO): carbohydrate metabolic process; glycosaminoglycan metabolic process
Cellular component (GO): lysosome; membrane
Molecular function (GO): beta-N-acetylhexosaminidase activity
Source: RefSeq, a predicted model, not a curated record
CUCUUUCCAUCCAUGACGCCCAUGUCCACCACUGGACUUGUUGUUGUCGUGCUAGCAGCUACUGUAGCCCUCCUUGCGCCACCGUCCAUGGCCUCGGUGACCACCCUCUGGCCACAGCCGCAAAACGUGAGGUCAGGGACGGAUUCUGGAGUGACGCUGGCCAAGGAGUCGUUCAAGAUGGUGGCGGCGCCCGGGUGCGUGUCGUCGGCUCUGCUGUCGGGAGCCAUGGAGCGAUACAUGGACAUUGUGUUCGACUUUGGUGCUGGUGGUGCUGCUGCUGUUGGCGCUGAGGCGCCGGGUUCUGACUUUAGUACCCUCAGCGUGCUGGAGGUGUGCGUGGCGUCGUCGGAUGAGAGCCUCGGGCUGGAGACAGACGAGACGUACAAGCUCGAGAUCGAUGGGUCGGCCACGGCGAGUCUGCAAGCUGAGAGCGUGUACGGAGCCAUGCGUGGGCUGGAAACCUUUGCGCAGCUGGUGGAGUACGGAUACACCAACGAUAGCUAUGCCAUCGCGGCGACGCCGAUUACCAUCGGCGACUCGCCGGCUUACCCUUGGCGCGGCCUGCUGGUGGACACGGCGCGGCACUACAUGCCUGCCGACUUUCUGCUCCACGUUCUCGACGCGAUGGCAGCCAACAAGCUCAACGUCCUGCACUGGCACAUUGUGGACGCGCAGUCGUUUGGCUUUGUUGUCGCCGAGUACCCGGAGCUCUCCAAGUACGGCGCAUGGCACCCGACGGCCAUCUUUACCCAGGCCGAGAUCGCGGCUGUGGUGGCGCACGGCAAGAGUCUCGGCAUUCGUGUGGUGCCCGAGUUUGACGGGCCCGGCCACGCGGCGGCAUGGGGAGCGGCGCCGGACCUGUUCGACGUUGUGGCGCAUUGCCCGGCGUACGAACACAACAUCAACAACAUUCCGCUCAACCCGGCGUCGAACGUGACGUUUGACGUCCUCGCGGCCGUGUACCAGGCGGCAGCCAAGGUCUUCACCGACGACUUUCUGCACAUCGGCGGCGACGAAGUGGUGCAGGGCUGCUGGACCGACGACCCGACGAUUGCAGCGUGGAUGCGGGAGCAUAACCUCAACACCAUCCAAGUCUACCAGCUGUUUGAGAACGCGAUGCACGCCAUCGCGCGCACGCCGGCAGUCAACAAGUCUGUGGUUGUGUGGGAGGAGGUGUUUGACAACGCUCUGCACAUUCCGAUGAACACCAUCGUCGAGGUGUGGAAGUCGGCGUCGGUGCUCAAAGACGUGCUCGGCGCUGGCUACCGCGGCCUCCUCGCUGCGCCAUUCUAUCUCGACAAGCAGAUUCCGGGACUCGGACAGGGCGAGAACGUGCCGACGACGUCGUAUGAGUGGGUCGAUACGUGGAAGUCGUUCUACGGUGUCGAUAUGACCGCCAACCUCACGUCGGCCGAGGCCAAGCUGCUGCUUGGCGGCGAGGGCGCGAUGUGGGCCGAGCAGGUCAUGGACACCAACUUUGACUCGCGGGUCUGGCCGCGCAACUCGGCUGUGGCCGAGCGGCUCUGGUCGUCGCCGCUGGUCAACGACCCGGUCGCUGCCACCCCGCGGCUUAAUGCCCAGUCGUGCCGCAUGCAGCGCCGCGGCAUCAUGUGCGGCCCCGUUGCACCGUCGUUCUGCCUUCUGCCCUCGGACGUCAACCGCCACCCCCUUUCGGCGUAAACCCGCACCCGAUGUUCA